AUUAAUAUAGGUUUAACAUGGCUUUAAAAGAAAUAACAAAUACCAAUUUGUUUACAAAAAAAGAAAUUUUGGAGGACAUUAUGGAAAACGAUACGACUUUUGAAAUAACUGGCUACGUCAGUUCAAUAUUUCAAAUUAAAUCAACCACAAGAAAUGGCAAAACAACGCAUCUUUUUAAUUUUAUUAUGAGCAACGGUGAAAUUACCAUUCAAAUUGCUGCCUGGAAUGAUUUAGCUUUUAAAUAUGCAGACAUAAUAACUCAAACAGAACAAGUUUAUUCUCUACAAAAAGUGGUACCUAAAAUCCCUUUGAGGAAAGAAUAUUUACAUAAUGCUUCAUUUCCAUACGAAUUAUUAAUCCGAAGUUCCACUAUUGUCGUUCCUAUUGGCAUUUAUAAAAUACCAAAAGAAAUUGAAACAAUUUCUUUGAUUAAAAUGCAAAAUGCCAGAACCAAAAGUGGUUUAAUAAUAGAAAUGGAACAUCAUAUAAAAAUGAUUUUUGAAAAAUCAUCUAAUAAUCAUUUUUACAUUGGAGCGAUUACAGAUGGUUAUUAUAAACUGUCUGUUUUAAUAACAUGUAAUGGAGAAUUUGAAGAUAAUUUCACUUACGGCUCACCAAUUAAAGUAAUAGGAAAAAUGCAAGUACCUGAAAAUAAACCUCCAUAUCUUUCAGUUUCGUCAGUGGAAAAUGUGCAAUUAAUUGACGGCGAAAAAAUGUCAUUUUUGCAAACCUUAAAAGGAUAUCAUCCUAUUCCAUAAAUUUUAACAAAAUUAUUUUCUUUACGAAGAGACAAUU
This is a messenger RNA of Nylanderia fulva, 795 nucleotides long. The record is from RefSeq and is a predicted model, not a curated record. NCBI's taxonomy places the organism in Eukaryota, Metazoa, Arthropoda, Insecta, Hymenoptera, Formicidae.